Trichophyton rubrum CBS 118892 is the source of this 1047-nucleotide messenger RNA. RefSeq lists its product as uncharacterized. The transcript has a single exon. Bases 1 to 1047 code for a protein of 348 amino acids. The record is from RefSeq and is a predicted model, not a curated record. Gene Ontology annotation, molecular function: oxidoreductase activity, acting on the CH-CH group of donors, NAD or NADP as acceptor. NCBI's taxonomy places the organism in Eukaryota, Fungi, Ascomycota, Eurotiomycetes, Onygenales, Arthrodermataceae.
AUGGCUACCACAACCAAAUCCCUCUAUUUCAAAAAGAUUCCGUCGGCAUUCCCAGAACCCGGAGUACACAUAGCUGUUGAGAAUGUCCCUUUCGACCCCGAGGCCCCGGCCCCAGAUGGCGGUUUGACGCUAGAAUGCCUCUACACCAGCUUCGAUCCCUACAUGCGAGGCCGCAUGAGACCAGCGCACGUCAAGUCCUAUACUCCAGCAUAUAACCUUAACGAGCCUAUCCCCAGCGCCACUAUCGCAAGGGUCAUUAAGUCCAAGAACGACAAGUACAAAGUUGGCGAUGUUGUUAUCGGCCUGUUGCCCAUCCAAAAGAAUCUCGUCCUGCCCGAGGCUCAUCUCAAGUUCAUUAGGCCGCUCGAGAACCCAGAAGGCCUUGAUGAUCUUCGUGUCUUCCUUGGUCCACUCGGCAUGCCUGGCCUGACCGCAUAUGCCUCUCUGUAUGAAAUUGGCAAGCCGAAGAAGGGAGAAACCAUCUUCAUCUCCUCUGCAGCCGGUGCAGUCGGCCAGGUAGUCGGACAGAUAGCUAAGCAUGAAGGACUGAAUGUCAUCGGCAGUGUUGGCAGCGAAGAGAAGCUAUUUUAUAUCGUCAAGACCCUGGGCUUCGACGCUGGAUUCAACUACAAGACCGAAAAGCCUGCCGACGCUCUCAAGAGACUUGCUCCCAACGGCAUUGACAUCUACUUCGAGAACGUUGGCGGAGAUCACCUCGAAGCUGCCCUCGAACAUAUGAAUGAUUUUGGGCGCAUCGUCGCCUGUGGCAUGAUUUCGCAGUAUAACCUGCAAAUGAGGGAGAGAUAUCCUAUCACGAAUCUCUUCCACUUCAUCACCAAGCGUUUGACGAUGCGUGGGUUCAUUGUCAACGAUCCCGGUAUGGGUGACAAGUGGUCGAAGGAGCACCUCGAGCGGGUCUCCAAAUGGAUCAAGGACGGUUCUUUCAAGCCCCUGAUUGCGGAGACGGUGGGCAUCGAGAAUGCGCCUGAGGGUCUAGUGGGUAUCUUCCAUGGAAGGAACUUGGGCAAGGCCGUCCUGAAGCUGUAG